Lagenorhynchus albirostris (white-beaked dolphin) is the source of this 974-nucleotide messenger RNA. It is a transcript of the gene ANKRD23, whose product is annotated as ankyrin repeat domain 23. Gene Ontology annotation, molecular function: protein binding. Lineage: Eukaryota; Metazoa; Chordata; Mammalia; Artiodactyla; Delphinidae. The record is from RefSeq and is a predicted model, not a curated record.
AUGCGGCGUCAGGCCCAGGCCGCAGGGUUCCUGCUGACAGGACAGAGUGAGCAGCAGUCAGCCCCCGGGCCUCGGGCGCUGCUGCAGGUGGUGAGAGCCAGCGACAAGCACGGGGGUAAGUGGAGAGAGUCGAAAGGAACGAAUUGGGACGUGGACACGGAGUGUCUGAUCCUGGAGGCCGAGGCCCGGGAGAGGCAGGAACUGGACGAGGAGAGGAGACAUGAAAGAUUCAGCAGUCCCAGAGCUAACUUGGAGAGCCUGGCUGACCUGGAAACAUGGAGGGGACCCCAGUGCCCACGACAAGCACGCCAGCUCCACUGCACGGCCUGGCACUGGGUCUGUCCGAAGGGUCACAGCCAGCUCGUGAACAAGCUGCUGGAGGCGGGUGCCACCGUGGACGCUCGGGACUUGAUCUGGGGCACGCCCCUGCACAUGGCCGCACACCGUGACUGCCUGCAGCACCUCGUCACCUGCGGGGCCUGCGCUGACGCACAGGACAAGGUAGGCGUCUGGUUGUCCCGGGCUGGGGCGGCUCCACCCCUGGGGGCCACGACUAAGGCAGCCUGAGCUCAGCGACAGUAGCUGCUGACCUGACCCACCCUGGGAAGCGAAGGUAGGAGGACGCCGCCCCCACCUCGACAGGAAGGAGACACGGCUCUACACGAGGCAGUGCAGCCCGGCCACUGCAGAGCCCUGAAGGUGCUGCUGCUCUCCGGGGCCGGGCUGGGCGUGAGAAUGCGGUGAGUGCAAGCGAGCACGCGGGGCGGGCCGCUCCGGGGAGGAGAGCGGGGACUCACCCGGCAUCCUCGUGCCCAGGCUUCAGUGACCCCAGUGUAGCUGGCCCAGGACUGGCAGUCGCGCAUCUGGGAAGCACUUCAGGCCCACGUGGUGCACCCCCAUACCCGGUGCCGACAACAGCCGAUCCUCAGGGCCACUCGCAGCCACCAUUCCAUCCCGUCAUCUCCGCCCCCGUG